CCAGAGAAUGUUGGUGUGUUUCAGCGUGCGUGUGACAGAGAAAGGGAGUGUGUACUAGGUAGACAGGUGACUCACUGAUACUGACACUCCUUUAUCCAUGUAGUUUGGCCGUAUUUAGAGGUAGAUGAGGAAGGAUAGAUGUUGCCAUAACAGACUGAAAGAGGUGAGAAGGGUUGUAUAGAAGAGACAAGUCGGUUCAAAGCGAUUGGGUUCAUCUGAGAAAAGGAAGGAGAAGAAGUACAGGGAUACAGACAGAAAACCCAGCAACCCAUUCCAACAAACUCCCAUCUGGCUAUGACUGACGUCCUCCCCGGCAGCCACGCCGGAACUACAGAGCCAGAGCUCCGCCUGGUCCUCCUAGGGACCAUCGGCUGUGGCAAGACCCUGUCAGGAGACACCCUCCUGGGCCAAGCCUCCUCCGGCUCUCCCUUCGCCUCUGGUUCUUCCCCCAGGCUUUGCCAGCUGAGGCGUGGGGCCUCUGAGGGCCGGAGGUUGACUGUGGUGGAGGCCCCUCGCUGGUACUGGAGCGGGGGCCACAUGGAGGCUGGGGUGAGGAAGGAGACAGAGAGGGCACUUGAGCUGGCUGCCCCGGGGCCACACGCCUUCCUGCUGCUGGUUCCUGUCGGCCAGUUCACUGAGGUGGAGCGCAGAGUGCCCGCUGAGCUGGAGGAGGUGUUUGGGGAGGGGGUGUUGAAACACACCCUGGUGCUGUUCACCUGUGGAGACUACCUGAUGGGCCGGGGGGCGGGACAGUACCUGGAGGGAGAGGACCCUGGGCUCAGGGAGGUGAUUGACAGGUGUGGGGGCCAAUACCACGUCAUCAACAACCGCCGACCGCAGGACAGGGAGCAGGUCAGGGAGCUGCUGGAGAAGGUGGACAACAUGGUACAAAAGAACAGAGGAUACUACAUACGACAAAACACCCUGCAGAGAGAGAUGGAAGAACAAGCGAGGGAGAGAGAGAGGGAACUGAAGGAGAAGGUGGAAGAACAAGCGAGGGAGAGAGAGAGGGAACUGAAGGCGAAGGUGGAAGAACAAGCGAGGGAGAGAGAGAGGGAACUGAAGGAGAAGGUGGAAGAACAAGCGAGGGAGAGAGAGAGGGAACUGAAGGCGAAGGUGGAAGAACAAGCGAGGGAGAGAGAGAGAGAACUGAAGGAGAAGGUGGAAGAACAAGCGAGGGAGAGAGAGAGAGAACUGAAGGCGAAGGUGGAAGAACAAGCGAGGGAGAGAGAGAGAGAACUGAAGGAGAAGGUGGAAGAACAAGCGAGGGAGAGAGAGAGGGAACUGAAGAGGUACAAGGUGAAAGAGGAGAAAGAGACUGUGCUGGAAUCUAGACACGUCACAAACACAGAGACACGCAGAUAUUGUGGAAGCCAGAAAAGAGAGGUUAUACCUAACUCUUCUAUAGAGAGGAGAAGAGAAGUAGAGAGGGAAGAGAUCAAGAGAGGGGAAGAGAGUGAGGAGAUGGAAAACUGGAAGGAAGAGAUGGAGAAGAUAAAGAAAGAGAGGGAUGAGAUAAUGAAGAGCAGGAAAGAGAAGGAAGAGAUGGAGAGAAAAAUAGAGGAAGAGUGGGAGAAGAGAAGAAAAGAUGGGAUGGAGAAGAGAAGGGAGAGAGAGAGGAAACUGAAGGAGAAGGUGGAAGAACAAGUGAGGGGGAGGGAGAGGGAACUGAAGGAGAAGGUGGAAGAACAAGCGAGGGGGAGAGAGAGGGAACUGAAGGAGAAGGUGGAAGAACAAGCGAGGGAGAGAGAGAGGGAACUGAAGGAGAAGGUGGAAGAACAAGCGAGGGGGAGAGAGAGGGAACUGAAGGAGAAGGUGGAAGAACAAGCGAGGGGGAGAGAGAGGGAACUGAAGGAGAAGGUGGAAGAACAAGCGAGGGAGAGAGAGAGGGAACUGAAGGAGAAGGUGGAAGAACAAGCGAGGGAGAGAGAGAGGGAACUGGAAUCUAGACACGUCACAAACACAGAGACACGCAGAUAUUGGGGAAACAGGAAAAGAGAGGUUACGCCUAGCUCUGCUAAAGAGAGGAGAAGAGAGGAAGAGAGGGAAGAGAUCAAGAGGAGAAGGGAAGAGAUGGAGAGGAAAAGAGAAGAAGAGAUUGAGAGGAGAAGAAGGGAAGAGGGGGAAGAUAUGGAAGAGAAAGUGACUGUGAAACCCUUGGUUAACUGUCUUCAUUCAACACCAACACCACAGCAGCAGCCAACAGAGCCCCAGAAUGGUGGUCCAGCACUGUUCACGAGGAUCCCUAGUUUCCAUCUGACUGAAGAUGGCGCUAUACUGUCACAGCUGUCCGAACUCGAAGCAAAACCAGCCCAGAAAGUUGUUAAUACCUUCUGCCACAGAAUCAACAGCAUUGGAGAGAAGACAACCUCCUACUCUUUACCCUCCUCCUCCUACACCUCCUCCUCCUCCUCCUCCCAGUCAGAGUUGCGUGUGGUUCUGCUGGGUAGGUCAGGGUCGGGGAAAAGUGCAGCAGGUAAUAUCAUACUGGGCCGGGAGGAGUUUGUGUCUCGACCAGACAUGACCACAGCCGUCACUCAGGACUGUCAGAAGAGCAGGGCCCUCGUCGCCGGGAGACGGGUGGCAGUGGUGGACACUCCAGACUGGUUCCGCUCCGAGCACCCUCCAGACGUGGUCCGUUCCCAGCUGUCGUCCUGUGUGGCCCUCUCGGCCCCUGGCCCCCACGCCUUCAUCCUCUGUGUCCCUGUGGACCAACCAGCCCAGGCAGAGCUACAGGCUCUAGGGGCCCUGGAGAAAGUCUUUGGUCCCGGGGCGGUCCGGACCCACACCCUGGUCCUCUUCACUCACUCCGAUCGGCUGAAGGAGAGUGGGAAAGUGGGAGUGGAAGGAGUGGAGAAGUAUAUUUCGAGCCAGAGGAGAGAUUUGUUGGAGUUGGUUAAACGAUGUGGGGAUCGGUAUCAUGUGAUGGAGAGAGGGAGCGGAGGAGAAGAGGAGAGGAAGAGGAGUGUGGGGGAGUUAUUGGAGAAGGUGGAGCAGAUGGUGAGAGAGGGAGGAGGAGAGUGUUUCUCCUGUCCUCUCUUCCAGGAGGUGGAGGAUAGGGUGAGACAGAGACAGAAGGAGAUAGUGAGGGAGAGGAGAGGAAGAGAAGGGGAGGUGAAGAGACAAGCACUUCAUUCCUACUCCAUGCAGCCCUUGAGAGAGACAGAGGAAGAGGUGGAUGAGGAGGAGAUAGAGAGAACGAGAGAGGAGGCGGAGAAAAGUGUGAGCGCCAUGGAAUUGGAAAAUCUUCCCUCUCUCUCGUCCUCCUCUGCAUGGUCUUCGUCGCUCCUUCGCUCGGUGUGGGAGAAGGUGGGGGCGGGAGCGAGUCAGGUCCCCAAGCUGACGGCUGGAGGUGCACUGCUGGGUGGGGUGGUGGGCGUGUUCUUAGGAGGGCCCAUAGGGGGAGCUAUAGGGGCCACUGCUGGAUCUGUGGUCACUGAGGUGGGGAGAAGGAGGUUUAGCAAGACAAAGAACUCAGCAGAAGAGACAGACGCCACAGGGAGAAUCGAGGGAGAAAUCUUGGACAAAGUGUUGAAAACCGAGUGAGAGAGUCAGAUCCACACAAGUCGAUAUGGAUGUACAGUACAGCAUUUUAUGAGAGAUUAUUUGCUAGGUUUCUACCUAUGAUAUAUAUCCACAGGUGAUUGCGACUGUGCAGACGUUGUAUAUAUCUGUGAUUAUAAACUGGGUGGUUCGAGCCCUGAAUGCUGAUUGGCUAACAGCCGUGGUAUAUCACACCAUAUACCAUGGGUAUGACAAACAUUUAUUUUUACUGCUCUAAUGACGUUGGUAACCAGUUUAUAAUAGCAAUAAGGCACCUCAGGGUUUGUGGUAUAUGGCCAAUAUACCACGGCUAUAUACCACGUUCCGUCGUGCCUAAGAACAGCCCUUAGCCGUGGUAUAUUUGCCAUAUACCACACCUCCUCGGGCUUUAUUGCUUAAACAUAAUGUUGGUAACAUUGUAUAUUGUAUAUCUGUGAACAUAAUGUUGGUAACAUUGUAUAUCUGUGAACAUAAUGCUGGUAACAUUGUAUAUCUGUGAACAUAAUGUUGGUAACAUUGUAUAUCUGUGAACAUAAUGUUGGUAACAUUGAACAACAUAUACUGAUGUGUAAGUUGUUUUGCAGCAAAUAUCGGUUCUCAUUGACUACUUUAAUGUUUUGUUGUAUUUCUUUUCCAGCGGUUACAAUUAUGACUUGUUAAAUAACUCACAUGUGCUACGUCAUUAUUAUACAAAUUACAUUCAACAUGGUUUCUUUAAAUGUAAAACUACUAUUGUGCAUAUAGUUAAUGCUUUUAUUAAUGCUAAUAAAACACAUUGCAUGAUAAUAUCA
Messenger RNA from Salmo salar (Atlantic salmon), 4334 nucleotides. RefSeq lists its product as uncharacterized. Lineage: Eukaryota; Metazoa; Chordata; Actinopteri; Salmoniformes; Salmonidae. Gene Ontology annotation, molecular function: GTP binding. The record is from RefSeq and is a predicted model, not a curated record.